Bacillus rossius redtenbacheri is the source of this 1491-nucleotide messenger RNA. RefSeq names its product sialidase-like. The coding region runs from base 1 to 1491 and encodes 496 amino acids. NCBI's taxonomy places the organism in Eukaryota, Metazoa, Arthropoda, Insecta, Phasmatodea, Bacillidae. The record is from RefSeq and is a predicted model, not a curated record. The transcript has 2 exons.
AUGAUCAACACGCCGCCCCCGACGCCGCCGCCCCCAACUGCCGUGAAGGCUCCCGGGGAAUUGACGUGGUGCAAACCAGCCGUGAUGACACAUCCGCCAGAGGGCAAAACGAACACUGUGGCGACAACGACAGAGGAUCACCAGGAGGAACCACUCCGAUGGCGCCGCCCACGGUCGCUGAGAAAGCGGCUGGCACAGGGCAGUGGCGCAAAACGACGAUUUUGCGGCACUCUCCUGGGGAUCAGCCACCUGCCGAGUCAUUCACAGUCGGCCCGACGCCACCUCACGCACAACACCACGGGCGUGCCACUCACGCACGCCAUGCACAUCACCAAGGGCGUGCCACUAACGCAAGCCACGCAUGUCACCAAGGACGUGCCCGUCACGCACGUCAACAAGGGCGUGCUACCCACGCCAGUCAUGCACGUCACCAAGGACAUGCCACCCACGCCACCCACGCACAUCACCAAGGCCAUGCCAGUCACGCACGUCAACAAGGGCGUGCUACCCACGCCAGUCACGCACAUCACCAAGGGUGAGCCACCCACGCCAGUCACGCACGUCAACAAGGGCAUGCCAGAUACGCACGUCGCCAAGGGUGUGCCACCCACGCCAGUCACACACAUCACCAAGGGUGUGCCACCCACGCCGGUCACGCAUGGCACCAAGGCCGUGCCAGCCAUGCCGGUCACGCACGGCACAGGGGGCAUGAAACUUCCGCCCGCUGCGCACGUCACAGGGGGCCUGCCACUUCCGCCCACCGCACACGUCACCAGGGGCGUGCCACUUCCGCCGCCACGCCUGCCACUGAGGGUGCGCCACUGCCGCCCGCCACAUGCGCCACUGAAGGCCACACCACCGCCCGCCACUGAGGGUGCGCCACUGCCGCCCGCCACACGCGCCGCUGAAGGGGCCACGCCACCACCUGCCACUGAGGGUGCGCCAAUACCGCCCGCCACACGCGCCGCUGAAGGGGCCACGCCACCGCCCGCCACUGAGGGUGAGCCACUGCCACCCGCCACAAGCGCUGCUGAAGGCACCACACCACCUCCGAACGCCACGCGUGCCACUUUGGGCGCUACGCCUGCUGCUGAAUGCGCCGCGACGCUGCCGCCGCCCACCUUGGCCGGCUCCAUGGCGACAGGUGCAGCCCACAAAGGCACCACUACGCCGCCGCCCACCUCGGCCGCCCCCAUGGCAACAGGAGCAGCCCACGCGCACACCACGAUGCCGCCGGACACACCAGUUGGUCCUAGUAAAGGCGAGGUGCGAGACAGUGAGGCCGCGACGCAACCCACCUCGAGUCCUGCCAACGCCGCCAACCAGUGGAUCAAGCUCCACAACCCACACCCGGAUGGACAGUGGGACAGGGCCCUACGUUGCCGGUACUGCCGAGAAGACGCGUAUCACUGGCAUGCGAUGUGUCCUACCCAGGCCGCGCUGUGGCAGAACAACCGGCCGGACAGGACGCCGCCGGGAAAUGCCAACUAG